Rotaria socialis is the source of this 2550-nucleotide messenger RNA. The record is from the annotation of a GenBank genome assembly. NCBI's taxonomy places the organism in Eukaryota, Metazoa, Rotifera, Eurotatoria, Philodinida, Philodinidae.
AUGACAACAUCAAUUAAUAUAUCAUCAUUGUUAGCUGAUAAAACUCCAGCUGUUACGAAAGAUGAUUGUUCAUAUUAUGGUCGAUUGAAUUCCACUAGUUUCGGUCUGAUAAGAUCAUACGAAGGAAUUCCAGAAAACAUUCUAGUUAAUCUGGUUGUUUCAACAAUACUUUUAUUACUGUUCGUUUAUUUACGUCGCCGAUUUUCUGAUUCGAAAAAUAUUGCUGAUGAAACCGAAAUAUCGACUCUUCUCUAUGGUCAAAAUAAUAAGUCACGGCAUUUUACUUCUAAUGUCCACGAAACAUAUUUUCGUCGAUAUUGUGUGACACGUUGGUUGUGGAUUCGAGAUUUAUUUAAAAUCAGUGAUUGGGAUGUCUAUCAAAAUUGUUCACCAGAUGCAUACUAUUAUCUUUUAUUCCAUACUUAUUUAAUUGUCUACUUAGUUUUUGUGACAAUUUUUUCAUUAACUAUUAUAUUACCAGUUAAUUUUCAAGGAACACAAGGAACAAUCGGGCAAAAGUUUGCACAUACAACUAUUGCCAAUUUACCGUCGAAUUCAUCAUUACUCUGGGUUCAUGCAUGUGCAUCAAUAUUAUUUGUAUUAGCUGGUAUUCUUGUAGCUUAUCUAUAUACAAAUGCAACCCAAUAUUAUGCGACAGAGGAUAUGGCAAGUCGAACACUAAUGAUAAGAGGUAUUCGCCCAUAUGCGUGUGAUGAAGAAAAAUUGAGUGAAUAUUUUAGUGAAGCAUAUCCAACAUUUCAUAUAACACAUUUAACGUUAGUUUAUAAUAUUGCUCAAUUACAACAUGUUUAUAAACGCCGUGAACUUAAUCUUCUUAUUUGGCAACAAAGUAAAAAAAUGUUUGAAGAAAGUGGUAAACGACCUGUUGUUCAUAAUAAUACAUGUGGACAAAUGUGUGGCUGGUUUUCAAAAGAGAUCGAUGCAAUUGAUUAUUAUGAAAAAUUAUAUAAUACAUAUAAACAUCGUGUUGAAGAUGAAUAUUUACAUGUUAGAGAAAAAAAAUGUGAAUUAGCUUUUAUUACAUUUUCAACACCUGAAGAAGCACAAUGGAUACGUUCAAAUUUUCGACUAACAUGUUUUAAAGCAGAUCAUCGACCAAAAACAUCAACAAGUAAAUCGCUCGUUGUUCAUGACUGGACUGUUAAUUUUGCACCUAGCCCAAAAAAUAUAAUUUGGAAAAACAUUCCAAUAAGUGAAGUUAGUCAUUGGCUUCGUAUACUCGUUGUUAAUACAAUUUUAGUAUUCUUCAUGAUAUUUUUAACAACACCAUCAAUUGUUAUGAGUACAAUUGAUAAAAUAGCUGAUAAAUAUAGUUCAAUUGACCCAUUAAAAACAGUAGCAAAACAAAUUCAUUUUCCAGUUAUAUUAACAUCUGUGAUGCCAGUAUUAUUAUUACGUAUAUUUGCUGCUGCAAUGCCAUCACUUGUUAGUGUAACAUCAUUACUUGAAAAACAAUGGAAAAAAUCUGCAUUAGAUAAAUCAAUGAUGAUUAAAUUAUUUGUUUUUCUUACAAUGAUGAUACUUAUUUUACCAUCAUUAGGUUUAACAAGUAUUGAAGGAUUUCUUCGUUGGGUUUUUAAAAGUGAAGAAAAUUCUACAAGUAAUAGUAGAAUUCGAUGGAUGUGUGUAUUUUUACCGGAUAAUGGCGCAUUUUUUGUGAAUUAUAUAAUAACAUCAGCAUUUAUUGGAGCUGCUAUUGAAUUGUUACGUUUAAGUGAUCUUAUCUUUUACAUUUAUAUAAUUCUAACAGCUAAAUCAACAGCUGAAAGACGUGUAAUUCGACAUGCUCUUCAAUUUCCAUUCCGUUUUGGUGUUCAAUAUGCUUGGACAUCGGCAGUAUUUUGUGUCAUCCUCGCAUAUGCUAUUGCUUGUCCACUGAUUACACCAAUUGGUUUAAUUUAUAUGCUUAUUAAACGUGCCGUUGAUAAAUAUAAUUUAGUAUUUGUUUAUGAUACUGAAAUAGCUGAUAAAAGUGUUCAUCGUUUAGCAGGACAUUUUAUAAUAAUUGCAUUAAUUAUUCAACAAUUAACAUUAUUGUUCUUUAUACUUGUUCGAUCGGAAACAUUAAAUUAUUUAUCAAUGACAUUAUUGAUUAGUUUUAUUUUGACAAGUGGUAUUUAUUUUGGUUUUUCAUGUUUUGACUGUUUUGGUCGUUGGAAAUCACAUAAACAAACAUUCUCAACAGCAGGAUUACCUGAGGUCAGCACUUCUUUUCUGCCACAUUCUAUUAGAUACAAAUCAUUGAAAAAAAUCUUCUCCAUUACACCUGGUAAUCGCCAAAAAUUGGAUGAUUUAGGUGAAUUAGAAGAAAUGGAAGGUCGUGAGAAAAAACAAAAUGCAACAUCGCAUUAUAUUCCAACGGUUUUAAAUGCAUGCAUCGAAGAAUUUAAUAUUCCUCCUAGUGCAACAAAGAUUCGUCGAAGUUCAACGCGUGAAUCAAUUCAACAAGGAAACUAUGGAACAAUCGAUCAAAUUUCUCAACCAAUUAUUGCUGGAACCGGCGAUGAGAAUGAUUUACUCACAGAUUGA